UUAGUUCCAGAAGUGCUUUCUAUGCUGAACACAGCUAUUACUUUUUUCUAUAAUAGAAAUUUCCUGACGUCGUUACGAAGCUGAGAUCAGGCAUAUAUUUGACUCUUGAGCGUAAAAUUUUGUACUCGUUAUAUUUUUACCACUAUAAUUGGGUCCCAAGAUGGACAAGCCUGAAGAUGGAAACUCAAAGAAGAACGCUGAGCAAAAUGAAUCAAAUAGCAGGCAGCUGUCCAUCGAAGGUCCCUCCACUUCUAACAGUGCUGAGCGUACCUCACGUUUAUUGCAGCCUUUGCUGAAUCAACCAAAACAACCAACUAACUUGCAAGGAUUGCUUAAGUAUGCUAUAGAUGUGGCGCAAUUGGAGAAUAUAGAAGACAAAUCUCAGAUUUACCCUUUGGAUGAAGAAAAAAAAACAUUUUUAAGUAACGCUUUAUCAUCAUUGACAGCGAAUGUAAUAGAGGAGUUACAAGAGGAUAUACAAACUUUAUCCGGCAUUGUUAAUUUAAAAGCUGAUGCAGAUUCAUCGAUGUAUGAGAAUGCGCUCAAGAGAAUUGGUUAUCAUGUGGACAACAUUGAUGUAGCAAAUGAUUUUCAUAAAAUUGGCGGCUUCUCGCUAUUUCAGCUGUGCUUGAAUUCUUCACACAGUAAUAUAAGAUGGAGGAUAGCCGAUAUCAUUGCCAAAUUGGCGCAGAAUAAUCCAUAUUGUCAAGAAAAGAUAUUGGAAACUGGAUUAUUUCCUAUAUUGUUAUCUAUGGUUGACACAGAUCCAUCGGAACAUUCGAAAAUAAAAGCUCUUUACGCAGUUUCAUGUAUAGUUAGAGAAAAUCCAACAUCGUUAAAAUAUAUGGAAAUAAACGAUGGUUACUCUGUACUUUUGCGAGCAUUACAGAGCUCAACAGAGAAGUUGCAGAUAAAGUCUGCAUUUUUGCUCUCUAACUUGUGUAGCAAGGAAAACUCGAGUGACAUAAAGCAUACCUUAGUAAAAAUGGGUUUCAUCGAGCAAGCAAUCGGACUGUUGUCUAGAGAUAAUUUACAGCUCGAAAUUAGAGAACAGUUACUGAGAAUGUUGUGUAGUAUGGUAAGUGACAAUUUUUUACCAGCACUGGAAGAACUCCGACGACCACAAUUGCGUUCGAAAUUUAUCUUCGAUAUGUUACUAAGUGAUUUCGAAAAUAAUCAGAAUGAGAGAUUCGAAGACAAUCGGGACGAGAAAGAAAUGUGUAUCAGACUACUGGAAAAAAUCUCUUCUGAGUUUGACACCAAUCAAGAGAGAUAAUUUACACACACACACAUCAUGUUUUUCUCCUAAAUACAAUGAAUCAUUAAGACCUCUCUUUUAUCUUAUAAAUUUGAUUAAUUUUGA
Dinoponera quadriceps is the source of this 1363-nucleotide messenger RNA. RefSeq names its product hsp70-binding protein 1-like. The coding region runs from base 161 to 1276 and encodes 371 amino acids. The transcript has 5 exons. The record is from RefSeq and is a predicted model, not a curated record. Lineage: Eukaryota; Metazoa; Arthropoda; Insecta; Hymenoptera; Formicidae.